GUUACCUGAUAUAUUUGAUAGGGGAAACAAAUCAACAAUAUAUAAUUUAUCAUAUUUAUCGUUAUUUCUUCAAUUAAAAUAAAUAUAUAUAAACAUAUACACAAAUAUAAAUAAAUAAAGCAAGUUAAUGAGUUCAGUUCCUGUAGUAUUAAGUGACGAUGAAUGCUUGAAAGAAGUAUACAAUUAUAAUAGUAUCACUGCAACUUGUAAUAGUAACAUAUAUAAUAAAAAUAAUCAUCAACAUGACUAUGAAGAAGAAAUUGAAGACGACGAUGAUGACACUAUUCUAUCAAGUCAUGCUAAUACAAUCUUUCCGACUAAUUCAAGACAUUCUACUGAUAACUAUAGUCUUCCAACUUCCUCUAUAAGUCAUGUUAACUAUAACAGGAAAAGAUAUAAAUCAUUUCGAAAGAAAAGUAGUGUAGUUGUUAGUCAAGGAAUGAAUUUUAUACGAAAAAUGAAAUGGAAAUCUAACGGUAGUGAUGAACAAGUGAAUAAUAGUGGUGAUGCUAUCAACAACCAUGAUUUACAACUAAACAUCGAUCACUAUUAUCAUCAGUCAUUUAAUCAACAUCAACAACAGGAUAAUACACCUCAAAAUCAUGUUAUAGAACAUAAAGAAAGUUUAUCUGUAUCAACUCAUAAUUUACCACACAUACAUAAAAGAGAUUUAACCCUCUUAAAUACUUAUGCUGAACAAUACACUCGAGCACUUCAUGCCCCAUCUCGUUUUUUACCUCAAAAUCAAGCUGUCUUCACAACUAAAUCAGAUGGAACAAUUCUAUUAUUCAAUGAUAUUGCUUCUCUUUGUUUUAAAAUCGACAAGUCUUAUAUCGGGAGAUCUAUCUUGACAUCUUUGUUAGAAUACCCCUUUCGAAAACAAAUUACAAACGUGUUGAAUCGUAGAAAGAGAAAAAAUACUAAUCCACCUCAGAAAUCGUUAUGCUCUGAUAAAAAAGGAUUAGUACUUGUUUGCGGUACCAUAAUACCCUUUAUUAAAGCAAAUGGAGUGAAAUCAGUUGCUACUUUAUGGUUAAAGGAAAAAAAUACAGAUAAUGAUGAUCAUAUCUAUAUUUGGAUAUUUGAAGAAAUCUAUGAAACAUCACUAUCUGUCUAUGUAGAUUCUGAGUGCACAAUACGUAGAGUAUUAGGCACAAUGCUGAAAAUCUAUAGAUAUAAGGAAAAGGAGGUGUUGGGUAAACAUGUCAACUGUCUUAUCCCAUCUCUCUCAAAACAGCAACAACGCUGUGAUGAAAAUUUAGAAACCAUUGAUCGACUCAAGUUUUUUGGAAGUCAGUCUAGUCAAGGUAUAUCCAUCCCUGUCAUGUUAACCUUAAACCGUCAUGUAGCAAUGGGUGAUGAUGACUUGGCAAGGGCUGUUAUCAAGAUGACUUCCUUGCCUUCUAUCACUGGCUCCAUGUUCAUUUCUCGAACGAGUGGUCUCGUCACCUUGAUAAGCCCUGUACCCGCUAAAUACUUGUUUGGACGCCCUGAAGCAAUUGAACAAAAGCGAACCUAUGCUCAUGAACUCAUUCCUCUUUUACCUACUCUUAUUAACAAAAUACCCCCUGGUGCAACUCUUGUUCAACAUGCUUUAUGCUUAGAACUACUGGAAAGGGAUCCGAUUCAAGAACCUGCUGUUAUCUAUGCUGUUCAUCGAGAUGGAAGCCAAUUUGAGGUGGAGAUUCAACUCAAGAUGAUGAAUAAUGACUCUGAUCGGAUUGAAGUCCUCAUUACUUAUGACCGUCUUCAUGCCAUGUCAAAAUAUGAAAAGAGAAAGAAUCAUUUAAAUGAGUCGGCAAGGAUGAUACAAGAGGAGGAAAAGAAGGAUAAUAAUCAUGGCAAAGAAGAGCAAGAUGAGAAUAACCAAUUACAAAAUCAGAGUAAAUUGACUCGUAAUAGACCUGCAAUGCGUUCCUUAAGGAUAAGUUCCUUUGGUGCAGUCGACGAAAAUCGCAAGCUUUUCCCUUCUCAGACAUGUAUCAGUACAAACAAUGAUAUUAAGCAAUUAUCACCAUUAAGUAACAAUAGAAAUAGUACAAAACGACAUCAUCAUCACCCACUUGAUGAUUACGUAAUUUUGGAAGUACUGGGUCAGGGAACCUAUGGUAUGGCUAAGUUAGCCUUUCGAAAAGAUGAUCCAUCUCAGAAGAAACUUGUAAUCAAGUAUAUUAUCAAAGAAAAAAUUAUCAUAGAUUCUUGGAUUAGAGAUCGACAAUUAGGUUCUAUUCCAAUGGAAAUUCAUAUCCUUAGAACACUUCAAAAAUACCCACAUGUUAAUUGUUGUAGAUUAGUUACAAGCUUAGAGGAUGAAGACCAUUAUUUUUUGAUCAUGGAACUAUUGGGCACUGGCAUGGAUUUAUAUGAUUAUAUCGAGAAAAAUAAGAGUAUGACAGAAGACACGAUUCGAAACAUCUUUUAUCAAGUGGCCAAUGCAAUUAAACAUCUUCACGAUCACUGUAUCGUUCAUCGUGAUAUCAAAGAUGAAAACAUUAUCUUGGACCAAAAGGGGCAAAUUCAUUUAAUUGAUUUUGGAUGCGCUACUUAUUAUAGAAAGAAUCGAAAGUUUGAUACAUUUACAGGAACACUAGAGUAUUGUGCGCCAGAGGUAUUAAAAGGCCAACCUUAUGCAGGGCCACCUCAGGAUAUUUGGGCAGCGGGUGUCCUGCUAUUUACAUUGAUCUAUCGAGAGAAUCCAUUUCAUAAUAUAGAUGAAAUUAUGGAAAAGGAACUCACUGUGCCUUAUAUACUGUCUGAAGAUUCCCUUGACCUUUUGAAAAAAAUAUUAGAGAGAGAUAUUGGAAAAAGAAUCAAUAUUGAUCAAGUAUUAAAUCAUUCAUGGUUUCGAAAUAUGAAAUAAUAACACUUUUUUACUUCAAUUGUACAUAAUAUAUUUUAUACAUGAU
This is a messenger RNA of Cokeromyces recurvatus, 2906 nucleotides long. RefSeq lists its product as uncharacterized. The record is from RefSeq and is a predicted model, not a curated record. Lineage: Eukaryota; Fungi; Mucoromycota; Mucoromycetes; Mucorales; Mucoraceae. The transcript is spliced from 9 exons. Gene Ontology annotation, cellular component: cytoplasm; nucleus; cytosol. Gene Ontology annotation, biological process: negative regulation of glycogen biosynthetic process; protein phosphorylation; intracellular signal transduction. Gene Ontology annotation, molecular function: protein serine/threonine kinase activity; ATP binding. The coding region runs from base 128 to 2860 and encodes 910 amino acids.